Messenger RNA from Phragmites australis (common reed), 1336 nucleotides. Its product is annotated as ethylene-responsive transcription factor 7-like. The transcript has a single exon. Bases 334 to 894 code for a protein of 186 amino acids. The record is from RefSeq and is a predicted model, not a curated record. Gene Ontology annotation, biological process: regulation of DNA-templated transcription. Gene Ontology annotation, molecular function: DNA-binding transcription factor activity; DNA binding. Lineage: Eukaryota; Viridiplantae; Streptophyta; Magnoliopsida; Poales; Poaceae.
GGGAGAACAAAGUGAACUCGGCGACCCAAGAGAAAAUCAAAUCGGAAAAGAAAAGUAAUGGCAAGACGAGGACGCCGUCGGGGAGGUGGGAAGCGGCUGCGCAAAGCAUGCUAUCCGCGUCUCCUCCCACCACGCCACGCCUUCUUCUACCACCCACCUCCACAUCUUCUCCCUCCACGGCCACACACCGCCCUCUCUCUCUCUCCCCCGUUGCCGAAUCCCGCGCGUCAUAGCUUAUCCUCUGCGCGUUCCAGCUAAAAACAGCAGCGCGUCGAGGAGUUUUGCUAAGCGAGCGCGUGGCGGUCGGUCCGUGAGAGAUAGGAUUAAGACACGAUGUGCGGCACGGCGGCCGUGGCGGCCCCGCGGUACAGGGGAGUACGGAAGCGGCCGUGGGGCCGGUUCGCGGCGGAGAUCCGCGACCCGGCGAAGCGCGCGCGCGUCUGGCUCGGCACCUACGACUCCGCCGAGGCCGCGGCGCGCGCGUACGACGUCGCCGCGCGGAACCUGCGCGGGCCGCUCGCCAGGACCAACUUCCCCAUCUCCACCCUCACGCUCACUUCCCACCUCAGCGGCCUCGUCGCAACGGCGCCGUCUCCGGCUCUGGCUCCGGCCGCCCCCACGUGCAGCAGCAGCUCCACCGUCGAGUCAUCUAGUGCCCCCCGCGGGCCCAGGGCGGCGGCACGGACGACGGCAGUGCCCCGCAGGCGGGCGGUGCCGCGCCCCCCGCGGCCGGCGGCACCCGUCGCAGACUGCCACAGCGACUGCGCCUCAUCGGCCUCCGUCGUGGAUGACGGCGACGACGCCUCCACGGUCCGGUCGCGCGCCCCGUUCGACCUCAACCUCCCGCCGCCGCUGGACGGGGAGCACCAACCGUGCACGGACCUACGGCUCUGAAUGAUCGGAUCCACGAUCAUCAACAGCAAAAGGAGAAGGCGAUUUUACUUUGGUCUUCUGUUCUUGACCAGAUGCUUGACUUCUUGUGCUCAAGAGAGCCUGUACCACUCACUAUUCUGUACGCGAUAAGAAUGACAAUAGAUGGGAUGGAUGAUUUGCGCAAAGCCGUGCGUGCAGCUUCAGGUCAGAUCCACGAAAGUUUUCUUUUUUCUGGCAUCUUGUACUUGCAUCGGCUGCGAUCUUCCUGCCAUUCUGUAUGUACACCAUAGAGCAUCUGAAGCUCUCGAACCAGGGUAGUGUUUGGUUGGGGCUAUUGUCACGCGAUUUGAUUACAGUGGGUAGCAUGUCCCAUUUUUUCCUGUUUGUUUCAGUCAUCUCUGUAAUCAAUUCCUCGUAAUCGGGUAGAGCACUAAAGAAAUUUGAUACCGUUUCCACGCGAGCA